AUGAGUAGUGUGUUCAACAAGAUCUACCCGGCCGCUAGCAGCAACAGCAGCAGCAACAGCGGCGAUAGCAGCAACAAAAACAUGGCUUCACAACAACUAGAGACACCACAACAAUCGUCUAAGCUGCCACAGCAACCGUCUAAGCAACCGCAGCAGCCGUCUAAGCAACAGACAGUGACAGUGUAUAAGUCUGAUUCAACAAAAACGACAUUGUUAAAAAACAGCAGCUUAAGCUGUCAACAGGGUUAUUUUUCAAAUAUGUCUUCAACGCCGAGUAGAAGAUUUGUUCUGACGUCCUCGGUGACGAGCGGAAGCGCUA
Messenger RNA from Helobdella robusta, 319 nucleotides. RefSeq lists its product as hypothetical. Lineage: Eukaryota; Metazoa; Annelida; Clitellata; Rhynchobdellida; Glossiphoniidae. The annotation marks the transcript as partial. The transcript has a single exon. The record is from RefSeq and is a predicted model, not a curated record.